UUUCACACAACCCCUUAGUCCACUAACCUCACUUCCAAUCCACCUUUUCCUCCGUCUUCGCUUCACAUUUUCCUCUUUAAACCCCAACAAACUAUCCUGGUCAGCAUGCCACAAUUAAUCCUGGACUUCUGUUCAUUCUAUACAUCCCAACUACUUCUUGUUUUUUCCCACAUUAUCUAAUCCCAAAUCAAGUGUUUUUUUAAUCAAUCUUAUUUAUUUCUUCACGCGUUAAUUAACUUAAUAUGUUGAAAAAGAUCAGAAGAAGAGUCAAGAUCAUAGCCACCAAGCCUUUUAAAAAACCUCGUAAACCUCCACAACAACAAGCCCCAUCAAACCCUCCUUCACCGCCUCAAGAAACCACCAUGUCUCCGCCGCUGCACCACCGCAAACAACCAAACCAACCAUUCCUCUUCCCCAAAGUCCAAUCCACAAUCCUCCCUGACCCUUCUGCUUUCUUUUCGCCUCAUCUUCUCUCAACCCCUCUGCCCACUAACUCAUUCUUUCAAAACUUUGUGCUCAAGAAUGGCGAUCAGCCUGAAUAUAUUCACCCUUACAUGAUCAAAUCCUCACUUUCAUCGGUUUCUGUUUGUUACCCAUCUGUGUUUUCUAGCCCUGCUUUCUUUUACCAGGUUUUUAUAUUGGAUCUUACUGUCUCUGUGCUGAAUAACCCUGACCCGAAUUCGAAACAUGUGAUAUCUUCGUUUAAUGAUCUGAGUGUCACUUUGGAUCUUCCGUCGAGUAAUCUCAGGUUCUUUCUUGUCAGAGGUAGCCCUUUUGUUACGUUUGCUGCUACUAAUGGUGUGGAGAUUGUGAUUUCUACUAUUCAUGCUAUUCUUGAAUGUGUGCCUAAUAGCUCUGGAACUAAGUAUACUAUUAAGCUUAAUAAUAAUCAGACUUGGGUCUUGUAUGCUUCUUCGCCGAUUAAAUUGAGUAAUGACAUUAAUAAGAUUACUUCUAGUGCAUUUUCUGGUGUGAUUAGGCUUGCUGUUGUACCGAAUUGUCAGUAUGAGGAAGUUCUUGAUCGGUUUAGUUCUUGUUAUCCGGUGAGCGGUGACGCUUUGUUUACGAAGCCUUUUUCGUUGGAGUAUAAGUGGGAGAAGAAAGGGUGGGGGGAUUUGUUGAUGCUUGCUCACCCGCUACAUGUUAAACUUUUGGAAAUGAAUGGUUCUGUGACUGUUUUAGAGGAUUUUAAGUAUAAGAGUGUUGAUGGGGAUCUUGUUGGAGUUGUUGGAAAUUCAUGGGAGUUGAAAACUGAUCCAGUUUCGGUAACUUGGCAUUCGACCAAAGGUGUCAAAGAAGAAUCAUAUGAUGAAAUUUGUACUGCACUCCGCAAAGAUGUUGAGGAUUUAAAUUCAACAACGAUAGGAACAACAUCUUCCUACUUCUAUGGGAAAUUGGUGGCUAGGGCUGCGAGGUUUGCACUGAUAGCUGAAGAGGUGUGUUACCCGGAUGUCAUUCCAGCAAUAAAGAAGUUCUUGAAGGAUACAAUUGACCCGUGGUUAAAUGGGACUUUUGGGGACAAUGGUUUCUUGUAUGAUGGGAAAUGGGGUGGAAUUCUGACUAAACAAGGGUCUACUGAUUCCGGAGCUGAUUUUGGGUUUGGGCUAUACAAUGAUCACCAUUAUCAUCUUGGGUACUUUUUGUAUGGAAUUGCAGUGCUCGCCAAGAUAGACCCUGCUUGGGGAAGGAAGUUUAAGCCACAAGCUUAUACACUAAUGGCUGACUUUAUGAAUUUGGGAAGAAGAGAAAAUUCUAAUUAUCCUCGUCUGAGGUGUUUUGACUUGUGGAAGUUACAUUCUUGGGCUGGAGGGUUGACUGAAUUUGCAGAUGGCCGGAACCAAGAGAGCACAAGUGAGGCUUUAAAUGGUUACUAUUCAGCUGCUUUAAUGGGGUUGGCAUACGGAGAUACCCAUCUUGUUGCUAUUGGCUCAACACUUUCAGCAAUGGAGAUUCAAUCAGCACAAACUUGGUGGCAUGUGAGGGAGGGAGAUAAAUUGUAUCCUGAAGAGUUCACGAGGGAAAAUAAGGUGGUUGGUGUUUUAUGGUCUACCAAGAGGGACAGUGGGCUGUGGUUUGCUCCACCUGAUUGGAAAGAGUGCAGGCUGGGAAUUCAGCUCCUGCCUCUGCUACCAAUUAGUGAGGUUUUGUUUUCUGAUGUGGAGUUUACAAAGGAGCUUGUAGGAUGGACCUUACCGGCUUUAGCUAGAGAAGGGGUUGGAGAGGGGUGGAAGGGUUUCGUGUAUGCCUUGGAAGGGAUUUAUGACAAACAUGCUGCUUUAGAAAAGAUUAGGAACUUGAAUGGGUACGAUGAUGGGAACUCGCUUACAAAUCUCUUGUGGUGGAUUCACAGUAAAGAUGAAGAAGAAGAGGGGUUUCAUGGAAGAUCCUGCUGGUAUAAUCACUAUUGCCAUUAGCCAAAUCAUCACUCGGAUCUAAGAUACUAAGUGGACUUUAUAACUGAUCGAUGAGUACUAUUGAUGUACACAAUGGAGUUAUUCUAUUGGCGACUCAACUGGUAUUAUGAUUGCUUCAUAUGUUGUUUUCUUUUAUAUGUCCUUUGAUCUCUAUACAUGAUAUAAACAAAUAAACAGUCUGUAGUGCAUUCUUGCUAGCAUAUAUCAUAUUUAUAAGCCGGAGUUCCAUUGUUAACUCCUUUACUGCA
Daucus carota subsp. sativus is the source of this 2662-nucleotide messenger RNA. RefSeq names its product glucan endo-1,3-beta-D-glucosidase 1. Lineage: Eukaryota; Viridiplantae; Streptophyta; Magnoliopsida; Apiales; Apiaceae. Gene Ontology annotation, molecular function: endo-1,3(4)-beta-glucanase activity. The record is from RefSeq and is a predicted model, not a curated record. The transcript has a single exon. The coding region runs from base 243 to 2414 and encodes 723 amino acids.